Lottia gigantea (owl limpet) is the source of this 309-nucleotide messenger RNA. RefSeq lists its product as hypothetical. Gene Ontology annotation, cellular component: mitochondrion. The record is from RefSeq and is a predicted model, not a curated record. Gene Ontology annotation, biological process: regulation of mitochondrial membrane potential. NCBI's taxonomy places the organism in Eukaryota, Metazoa, Mollusca, Gastropoda, Lottiidae. Bases 1 to 309 code for a protein of 102 amino acids. The transcript is spliced from 3 exons.
AUGGGACAAGCAAGUUCUUUGGCUCAAAAAUUAUCCCGACCCGUAUCUUGGUUGACUGGUGCUGGAGCCAGUUCUAAAAAUAGUGGUUGUGAACAAAACUCUAGUCCUCUCAAUGGCAAUGAAAUGUCAAUGUAUCAGAGUGUCACCCCAUUUGUAUUUAAAAGAUCUAGUUCAAUGUUUUUUGAUGAAGAUGGUGAUAUAGCUCAUGAAUUCUAUGAAGAAGUUACUAAAGGUCGAAGAUCUAAAAUGAAAAGAAUCCACAAACACUUAAUACCUGUUAUCCGACAAAAGAAGUUUAUGAUAACAUAA